AUGGCACUUGCACAUGGGCCCAAGUACACAAAGGCUCUGCCAGAAGAGGCUGGUUUGUCAGAUGUGGCUGCAUAUGGUGACUGUGAUUGGUGUGAAUUUCCAAGGAGACUUGAAAGGAGAUUCAACAAAGAAUGUGGAGAAUUGUUUAGUUGUGGGUGUGAAGAGGAUACAUUCACACCACAUGAAGACCCAGUGGCAUGUGAAAGGGAGGUCGCCAAGACCGAACUCAUUUGUACAAACCCGCAAUGCCAGAAAAUUGUGGUGCAAAACCCUUGUAGAAGUGAUCAUUUCAGAACCUGUUAUAUUUUUCAUGGUUGA
This is a messenger RNA of Melampsora larici-populina 98AG31, 318 nucleotides long. RefSeq lists its product as uncharacterized. The record is from RefSeq and is a predicted model, not a curated record. Bases 1 to 318 code for a protein of 105 amino acids. Lineage: Eukaryota; Fungi; Basidiomycota; Pucciniomycetes; Pucciniales; Melampsoraceae. The transcript has a single exon.